AUGGAGAGUAAGCUUCCUGAUUCUGAAUUGGUUGCCCUCGAGACGAUAGAAUUAAAAAAGAAGGCCCGGUUAAUUCAAGUGUCCACAGAAGACACAGAGGUAAAAUACUACUUGCGACAACUCGGGGAGCCCAUCUGUUUAUUUGGCGAAGACGGAGCCGAUAGGCGCGAACGCUUGCGAAUGUUACUGGCAGUCACAGGGGGACCGGCACAACGCCCCAGUCUUGACCGAUCGGACACAAAAAAUGCCAUACUAACUGCUAGAGACAACAGCACAGUGUGGUACCACCAAGGGCCGGAUGGCUUAGCGGAUGCACGGAUGUGGAUCGCAAAGUACUCUCUCCCUCGAGCAAAACAGCGGUUGGACCGCGCUAGAGAGUACUACGCCUCAAUGCCUGAACCCCAGCGAAAGGCCAGAUAUCAAGAAUACCUAAAAAUCCUCCGGACGACCUCGCUUGUGUGUAGCCAAGUGGGUGACACACGCCCAUUGACGUGUUGCAAGUUCUCGCCUGAUGGCCAGGUGCUGGCCACCUCCUCGCUGAGCGGCCUCUGCCGUCUUUGGUCGGUACCCGAGUCCGAACUUAAACUCAACCUUCGCGGACACCAGACGGGCGUUUGUUCCGUUGCCUGGCACCCGCAAGCUCGCAUCCAAUCCGACCUUCGAAUUGCGCUAGCCAGCUCUGGUUUGGAUGGCAGUGUGAAGCUUUGGAGUCUCGACAAUGAAGAGCCGUUGGCGGAUAUUGAAGGCCAUGCUCCUUACCGUGUUUCGCGAAUAGCCUUCCAUCCAUCAGGUCGUUUCCUUGGCACUACAUGCUUCGACUCGUCCUGGCGCCUCUGGGAUCUCGAAGUGUGUACUGAAAUCCUUCAUCAAGAGGGCCAUUCGAAACCCGUAUACGACAUCGCCUUUCACCCAGAUGGCUCUCUGGCUCUUACGGCAGGUCUUGACAGCUAUGGACGUGUCUGGGAUCUGCGGACAGGUCGAUGCAUCAUGUUUUUUGAAGGUCAUUUAGAGGAGCUGCUAGGAGUCGAUAUUGCUGCCAAUGGAUAUCAUGCCGCCUCCUGCUCUGCAGACAAUUCUGUCCGCAUUUGGGACUUGAGACAGCAGCAGACUAUUUAUGUCAUUCCUGCGCACACUAGCGUCGUGAGCUCAGUUAAAUUUGAACCCGAAAACCACAAUUACCUGGUGACGAGUUCUUUUGACAAGUCUGUGAAACUCUGGGGUCAUCCACUGUGGUCGCCUAUUAGAACGUUGGAAGGUCAUUCUGGCCGCUGUGUCUAUGCGGACAUCUCUCCCGACAGGAAGCACAUUGCCUCGGUGUCGCAUGACCUGACAUUCAAGGUGUGGUCUUCACGCAGUGAGGACCGCUAA
Molecule: messenger RNA, 1368 nt
Organism: Mesocestoides corti
Lineage: Eukaryota; Metazoa; Platyhelminthes; Cestoda; Cyclophyllidea; Mesocestoididae
Source: the annotation of a GenBank genome assembly